Messenger RNA from Cylindrotheca closterium, 1785 nucleotides. Lineage: Eukaryota; Bacillariophyta; Bacillariophyceae; Bacillariales; Bacillariaceae. The record is from the annotation of a GenBank genome assembly.
AUGGCACCGAAACGAAGAUCUCCUCGCAACUGCGAAGCGAAAGUAUCCAAGCGGCUCAAGACAGAUCCCAAUGAAAGGAAGACUGAAGAAAAGACUCAGGGGUGUUUCAUUGCCGAAAAACUCUUUGGAACUGACGUUGUUUCGGACAUCUUUUCGUUCUUGGAUGUCAGACAGUUGCUCCGGUUUGUCUGUGUCAGCAAGGAGUUCAAGUCUCUCUUGACCUAUGAUCAUGUGUUGAGAGCUACCAUGCUUUCAGGGGGCUUUCCAUUGACUUCUCUUGACAGAAUUAUUCCUCCGAUUAAGAAUCGCAGCAUUUGGAUACCUUCUCCUGUUCGACUGUUGAGAAUGGUCUGCGGCAAACGGUGCGAAGAGUGUGGUGAGAAGACGCGGUUUGUCUGCGAGUCCUUUGGCGUCUUCCUUUGCAACAAAUGCUUGGAAAAGUCCACCAAACUGUUGCGACGGUCCAAACGAUGGACACCUUAUUUGCAAGCAAAUCGUGUCUGUUUGGGACCCCGCAAGGGGUCCACACGAUUUUCCUCUUCCUACCUCAUGACGGCGCCACGAAAAGACAUAAACGGUGACCCAAUUGGCCCACUCGUUACUCUUCAAGAUAUAGAACGCAUGUCCGCAAUGACGAAAGAGUGUGAGUCAACAGCGACACCCGCCAAAAAAGUAGCAGCGUUGAUCCACACCUGUGAUGAACAGCAACCACAAGCGGAAGCUGCUGUCCAAUCCAUUGUAAAGGCAAUCAACGAUAAUCGCCAAGAUGCGGUGGAUCGACGAGUCGCUGUUCAAGAAGAAAAGGAAGAAGCCAGAGAUCGCUAUGGCGAAGCUCGACGCAUCAAGUCGGACGAGCUCAUGGUGGAACUCAUCAAGCUGCUGGAAGAGCCAGACGAACCCCAAAUCAUUGCCCAGAUAAAUGCCCGCCAAUGGAACGGUCGUCAAAACCAAUAUACGUUUAACGAAGAUUCGAUCGUCCGAAAACUCGUGGUACCAGUUCUGCGGGCACCCAGCAAAUACGCUUCGAAGAAAAAGUUGCAACAAGUCGCCGACGAACUCCGACUGGCGACGGGGGAAAGGAGACUCAUGGAACGGUAUAUGCAACAAAUUAUCGACUAUUGCGAUCAUCCAGAAGCAGACCAUCGAGUCCUGCGACGUACCUAUCGAACGUAUGGUCUGUGCUUUGGCUUUUCGAAUCCCGCCAUAAGGGACAUUCUCAAGGAACCCUUGUCGAAACCACGGGAUUUGACUGAUGAUGACGUUCAGGAAUUGGCCGUCCAAGUGAAAUAUAUUGUGUGCCGUAAAGAACCAGGGGAAGAAGUAGUAGAAAAGCUAAAAGAGAGACUAAAAGACCUUUCGUGUGCCGAUGACCUAGGCGCACGCAGUUGGAAUACCUGGAAUUGGUCUUGGAUGUUCAAGGAAGGCUACAUACAAGACAUUUUAUAUGAGCCAAUUUCCAAGCCCCACGAUAUUAGUGAUGCGAAAUUGGAUAGCUUGGAAGGACAAUUGCGGCCGGUCAUGGAAAAGAAAAAGCUAAUCAAGAACCGAAUGGAGCUUUUGUUGGAGCCAAUCGCCGAGCCAUAUCCAACAUGGAAGACCAGACUGGAGAGAUGGACAUGGAAUGCGAAAACCAAUACUUGCACUUUCUGGAACUCGGUAGGGAAAAAGGCCCUGAGCAACAAGCUUCAAAAUGUCGAGCAGUUGAGUGAUUCGGAAGUUAACAAAAUGUCCAACCUACUGAUUGCCGAAAUUCAAGAGAGAGAAGCCUCGGGCUUCCGAUUCUAG